CGUCGUCUCCGAAGGUCUUGUUUCUGUAGUACCUAAUGAGCUCAGUCGGCCACCGUACAGCUAGUAAACAUGGCGUCCGACGAAGACGGCGAUGAGGAUUUUGUGACUUUUGGAACUCCGUUAGAGCCUCUGGAGGAAGACGAACCCAUCAGAAAACCGAUACCUGUGCACGAGCAGACAGUUAAAGAUGAGAAAGGUCGUUACAAAAGAUUUCACGGAGCCUUCGCCGGUGGUUUCUCCGCUGGUUACUUCAACACAGUGGGCUCUAAAGAAGGCUGGACACCAUCAACAUUCGUAUCAUCCCGACAGCAAAAGGCAGAGAAACAAAAUGCUAGACCAGAGGACUUUAUGGAUGAGGAGGAUUUUGGUGAGCAUGGUAUUGCCCCACAAGAGAUUGUCACUACAGUUGAUUUUGCCUCGGAGAAACGGGAUCAGAUCAAGGACAAAGCACGAGCUGUCAACUUUCUUGCUGCUCCCAUACCUGGGGACACUGGACUGCUGGAGGAGCUUAUUGCUCCUGCACGGUCAUCUAUUGGUGUGCAGCUACUGAGGAAAAUGGGCUGGAAAGAUGGCCAGGGAGUCGGGCCAAGGCUAAAGAGAAAGCAAUCCAAACAAAAUGAGAAAAGUGCAGGUAGAUCUUAUGGCUGUGCAUUACCGCCCAAUGGAUCAGAGGAGUCAGAGGACGAUGAUGAUGAUGAUGAUGAUGAAUUUGCUCCGGAGAAUGUGACCUUUGCCCCCAAAGAUGUGAUUCCAGUGGACUUCACCCCUAAAGUUGACUCUCAUGGUCUGGGUUACCGGGGACUUAACCCCCUUCAGGCCCUGAGCGGUGGAUUAGGUUCAGGGCAGCUAGACCUCUUUAUGCUUCAUUCUGACAAAACAACCAGCUUGAUCGGGGAUAAGAAGUCAGGAAAGCAGCAAAGAGGUGGGAUUGCAGGACAGGCAUUUGGAGUCGGAGCAAUGGAGGAGGAAGAUGAUGAUAUUUAUCAUAAAGACUCCAUGUCCAACUAUGAUGCCGUGCUGGGAGGAGAAGAGCCAGGGGAUGGGCUCUACGGAUGGACUGCCCCUCAGCAGUAUACCAAGAAGAAAAAUGAUUCAAAUCGAGAUGCUGCCUAUUUAGGCCGAAUUUUGGAGGGGUUCACACUGGCCUCCAAAGUCACAUCAGAGAUGAAAACAGUAUAUCCUCCCCCUGAUUUGCCACGUGAUUAUCGCCCUGUACAUUAUUUCCGGCCUGUGGUUGAUUCAUCUUCUGUGAGCCCCAUUGUUGCCCAGGCGCUGCAGGCUUCACGUGGAUACCUGUCACAGGAUACACCCAAGCAAGGCCGUCACACUUUGGAUUCCUCUCAGAGACGUGAAUUGCUUGGAGAGACGUCUCUACAGGGACCAAGUUCUGUGUUUGAGCUGCUUGGCAGCGAGGAAAGGGAGAGGCUGAAUGAGAUUCGCAGAGCAUCCAAAGAGCAGAAUAGGUCUCAAAGAGAUCUUUCUUCAGCUGUAGAUCGUGCUGAGGUGGUGGCUUCAGCGAAAGCUGCUGUUCUGCAGGCUCUGUCCAGCCGUUUUCAGUCAGCCGGCCCGCAGUCUGACUCCCAAAAUCAACCCCAGCCAUCUUCUGAGAUGCAGAUGGCUUUAAACGCCUGGUCCGGUCCCACAGCAGAUGCCAGCAAAACAUUUAAACCAUUUGCAAAGAAUCCUCAGAAACAGGCUCGCUAUGAUCUGUACAUCAGCCGACUCAAACAGGGUGACAGAGAUGCCGUGGAGUCGAGUCUGGACACUUCCAUGACGGAGUGGGAGAGAGGGAGAGAAAGGGAGGAAUUUGUACGUGCUGCGUUACUUUAUAAGCCAAGCAACUCAUCUCUCUCCUCACGUUUUACACGUGCCAAGCAUGAGGAUGACACCGACAGUGUGGAGGUCCCAGCGGAACAGGAGAAUGAUGUAGAUGAUAAGCAGGCCGCUGUGAAGAUGAAGAUGUUUGGGCAGCUGACCAGAGAAACGUUUGAGUGGCACCCUGAUAAACUAUUGUGCAAGAGAUUCAAUGUCCCAGAUCCUUACCCAGGGUCCAGUACAGUGGGAAUGCCUAAAGUAAAGAGAGAUAAGUACUCAGUCUUUAACUUCCUGACCAUACCUGAAAACAGCCAGGUUAUCAGUGCUCCAAACCCUCCCAGCACCAGUACAACCCUUCCCCAUACAGCUUCUAAUAAGAAAUCCAGGUGGGACGUACCAGAGCAGGUUUCCAAACCUCAAGACCCACUCAGUGCAUUCCUCAGUGAAGCUCGAAGCGAGGUAUCGACGGUUCAGCAGGCCGCAACUGGAGUUAAGAGCCAGACAGACUCAUCUGCCACUCCAGAGGUACCCAGUACAGCAUCAUCUGAAGAGCAGCAGAGUGAGCAGAAGACUGAAAAAGAGGAGGAGAAAGAUGAAGAAGAAGAAGAAGAAGAGGUGAGGCCUCCAAUGGAUCUCUUUAAAGCCAUCUUUGCCAGUUCAUCAGAUGAGAAGAGCUCAUCUUCAUCUGAAGAUGAUAGUGAAGAAGAAGAAGAAGAGGUGAACCCAACAACAUCUGAUCCAAUCAAAAGCACUACAGGCAGAUUGGACCCAUCCAUCAAAAUUCAGGACACUCCUGAUCUCAGCAAAGUCACAGAUAUAAAGCAUUUUAAAACCCAGAGUGUGCCGUCUGCUGAUAUAACAGAACAAAAAGCUCAGUCCUCUGUAAAGCCUCCUGCUAAAUCUGGCGAACUGGAUGAAGAAGAGUUUGGCCCCAGAUUACCACCUCCCGGGCUUGUGCUACCUGCAUACUCACCACAGUCAAAAAAACAGAAGAAGAAAGAUAAAGAGAAACACAAGGCUAAGAAAGACCAUAAACACAAGAAAGAGAAAAAGAAGAAGAAGAACAAGAAACAUAAGCAUAAAGGUAAACAUAAGAAGAAAGUUGAGGAGUCUAACAGCAGCUCAGAUGACUCUGACUCCAACAGUGAAGAUGAAUCUAGAGAUGUUUCUACAAGUGAACUACUUCAGAGGUUGAAAAAGCUCAGGGACAAGAGAAGUUAGACCUUACGAGGAUUACGUCUCACAAAUACAUAAAAUAAUGUGUGUGCGCGUCUGUGUGUGCGCGUGUGUGGUAGGUGGUAUACUUUUAGCACCUACUAGCAAUUUUUUAUGUUGUCAGAUGAUUUUGAUUAAAAAAUGAAAUUAA
Molecule: messenger RNA, 3181 nt
Organism: Misgurnus anguillicaudatus (oriental weatherfish)
Lineage: Eukaryota; Metazoa; Chordata; Actinopteri; Cypriniformes; Cobitidae
Source: RefSeq, a predicted model, not a curated record